AUGUUGGUACGACACAUCACAAAACAAGCAAGCAGUAUACGGACGGCCGCGUCGUUCUCUCGUCUGGCUCGUGCAGUGCAUCCUACCGCAACCCGCGCCCUGCAUGCGAGCGCGACCCGUUACGCCGUGGCGUCCGCCGCCGUCGGGGACUACGGCGCUGAAGACAGCGAGCACGUCCUCAACUCGCCCUCAGAGCUCGCGCGCAAGAUUUCGGCCAAGGUCCUCCCCAAGAUCGCGCGCCCGGACGUGAAGAAGGUGCUCAUCGUCGGCAGCGGCGGCCUUAGCAUCGGCCAGGCGGGCGAGUUCGACUACUCGGGCUCGCAGGCGCUCAAGGCCCUUCGCGAACAAGGUGUCGACGCCGUGCUCAUCAACCCGAACAUUGCCACCUGGCAGACGUCGCAUGAACUCGCGGCAGAGGUCUAUUUCCUGCCCAUAACCGCGGACUACGUUGCCUACGUGCUUGAGAAGGAGCAGCCGGACGGCAUCCUGCUCACGUUCGGUGGCCAGAGUGCGCUGAACGUCGGCAUUGAGCUUGACCGUAUGGGUGUCCUCGACCGACUCGGCGUGCAGGUCCUCGGCACGCCCAUUCGCACGCUCGAGGUUUCCGAAGAUCGUGAUUUGUUCGUCAAGGCGCUCAAGGAAAUCGACAUUCCGGUUGCUACCAGCACGGCUGUCUCCUCGGUCAACGAUGCGCUCGCGGCAGCAGAGAAGAUCGGCUAUCCUGUCAUCCUUCGGUCUGCAUUCACUCUAGGUGGUCUCGGUUCUGGCUUUGCGAACAACCCGGAUGAGCUGCGCGACCUCAGCGCCAAAUCGCUUAGUCUCGCGCCUCAGGUUCUCAUCGAGCGCAGUAUGAAGGGAUGGAAAGAACUCGAGUACGAGGUCGUCCGCGACGCUGCCGAUAACACGAUCAUUUGCUGCAAUAUGGAGAACUUCGACCCCCUCGGCACGCACACUGGUGACUCGAUCGUCGUUGCUCCGUCGCAGACGCUCCCGGACGACGAGUACCACAUGCUACGUACCGCCGCGAUCAAGGUCAUCCGUCACCUCGGCGUUGUCGGCGAGUGCAAUAUCCAAUACGCGCUCAACCCGUACUCCCGUGAAUACUGCGUCAUCGAAGUCAACGCUCGUCUCUCCCGGUCGUCCGCGCUCGCCAGCAAGGCGACCGGCUAUCCGCUCGCCUACACUGCUGCCAAGAUCGCACUCGGCUACACGCUCCCAGAACUGCCCAACGCCGUGACGAAGACGACAACGGCUUGCUUUGAGCCUUCGCUCGACUACAUCGUGACCAAGAUCCCUCGUUGGGACCUCGCCAAAUUCGGCAAGCAGGUCGCUCGUCAGGUCGGGUCCGCGAUGAAGUCGGUUGGCGAGGUGAUGGCUAUCGGACGCACGUUCGAGGAGAGCCUUCAAAAGGCGAUCCGGCAGGUUGACCCGCGCUACUGCGGGUUCGAAGCGUACGUGAACCCGGAGGACCUGGACGAGACUUUGAGCGUUCCUACGGACACGAGGCUGUUUGCUGUCGCGGACGCGAUGUUGAACAAGGGCUACUCUGUGGACCGCAUCCAUGACUUGACCAAGAUCGACAAGUGGUUCUUGUACAAGAUCGAGAAUAUCGUUCAAAUGCAGCAAACGCUCAAGACCGCUGGCUCCGUUGAGGCCAUCGACCGUGACUUGAUGCUCCGCGCAAAACAGACCGGGUUCUCUGACCUGCACAUCGCCAAGCUCAUCGGUUCCACAGAGGACGCCGUCCGUGCCCAUCGCAAGUCCCUCGGCGUUACGCCGUUCGUCAAGCGAAUCGACACGCUCGCGGCCGAGUACCCGGCACACACCAACUACCUUUACACGACCUAUAACGCGACGGAACACGACGUCGAGUUCGACGAACACGGCACGAUGGUCCUCGGCUCGGGAGUGUACCGUAUCGGGAGCUCGGUCGAGUUUGACUGGUGCGCGGUCACGUGCGCGCGCAAGCUGCGGGACAUGGGCAAGCGGACCAUCAUGAUCAACUACAACCCCGAGACGGUGUCGACGGAUUAUGAUGAAGCGGAUCGGAUGUACUUCGAAGAGCUGGGCUUCGAGCGCGUGAUGGACAUCUACGAGCUGGAGCAGGCGCAGGGCGUCGUCGUCAGCGUCGGAGGGCAGCUGCCGCAGAACAUUGCGCUUCGCAUGAAGCAGAACGGCGUGAACGUGCUCGGAACGGAUCCGGAGAUGAUCGACAGCGCGGAGGACAGGCACAAGUUCUCGAAGAUCCUGGACAGCAUCGGCGUUGACCAGCCCGAGUGGGCCGAGGUUUCGAGCGUGGAUGCGGCGAAAGCAUUCGCGCGCGAGGUUGGCUACCCUGUCUUGAUCCGGCCGUCGUACGUUCUCUCGGGUGCCGCGAUGAACGUCGUGUACGAGGAGGCGGCGUUGGAGCACAAUUUAUCGGCGGCGGCUGACGUGUCGCCGCUGCACCCGGUCGUGGUCACGAAGUUCAUCGACGGCGCGCAGGAGAUCGACGUCGACGCGGUUGCGCACGAGGGCAAGCUGCUCAUUCACGCCGUGUCGGAGCACGUCGAGAACGCGGGCGUGCACUCGGGCGACGCGACGCUUGUGCUGCCGCCGUACACGCUCCCGGAGCGGGACAUGGCGCGCAUGAAGGAGAUCGCGGAGAAGGUGGCAAAAGCGUUCGAUAUCUCGGGGCCGUUCAAUAUGCAAGUCAUCCGACAGGUGAAGGAGGGCGCGGGGGACGAGGACGCGGCCCUGAAGGUGAUCGAGUGCAACUUGCGCGCGUCGCGCUCGUUCCCGUUCGUGUCGAAGGUGCUCGGGCGCAAUUUUGUCGACGUGGCGACGGCGGCGAUCGUGGGCGAGCAGGUGCCGGAACCUGUGGAUCCCAUGGGGGAGAAGAGGGAUUACACUGCGAUCAAGGUCGCGCAGUUCUCGUGGACGCGGCUGCCGGGUGCAGAUCCCUUCCUCGGUGUCGAGAUGGCGAGUACCGGCGAAGUGGCCAGCUUCGGGCGCGACGUGUACGAGGCGUACUGGGCCUCACUCCGGAGCACAACCGGAUUCAAGCUGCCCCGGCCCAACUCGGGUGUGCUUAUCGGCGGCGACACGACGCGUCCGGAGAUGGCGUCAAUCGCGAAGCAGCUCAUCACGCUCGGCUUCAAGCUGUACUGCUCAUCUGUGGAGGUGGAGCAGUACCUGAACGAGCUGCCGUACGUGUCGUGCAAGAAGAUCUUCUUCCCCACGAAGGAUAAACGCAAGUUGCGCGAAGUGUUCGACGAAUACGACAUUGAGUGCGUGAUAAACCUCGCACGGAGCCGGGCUACGGAGGCGACAGAUAAGGACUACGUCGCGCGACGAAACGCUGUCGACUUCGGUUUACCGCUGCUCAACAACGCUCGCAACGCGCAGCUGUGGGUUGAUGCGCUGUCGCGGAAGAUCCCCGAGGGCGGCCUCCGCAAGUACACAGAGGGCCACAUCCCCUCUGAGGUCAAGUCCUGGAGCGAGUUCGUCGGUAAACGUGCAUGAAGAGGGGCUUGGUCCGUGUGGGUUCGGUGGAAAUCUAAUAUCAUGCACAAUGCUUUUUCUUCUGCAUUAAAAAGGGGCUUGCUUGCCCAUGUACCUUAUCUCCAUAGCAUAACUUGUACCAUAUCACAGCAAUCCCUCUAGUCAC
Punctularia strigosozonata HHB-11173 SS5 is the source of this 3649-nucleotide messenger RNA. RefSeq names its product carbamoyl-phosphate synthase. Gene Ontology annotation, biological process: 'de novo' pyrimidine nucleobase biosynthetic process; UTP biosynthetic process; L-citrulline biosynthetic process. The record is from RefSeq and is a predicted model, not a curated record. Gene Ontology annotation, molecular function: dihydroorotase activity; ATP binding; aspartate carbamoyltransferase activity. NCBI's taxonomy places the organism in Eukaryota, Fungi, Basidiomycota, Agaricomycetes, Corticiales, Punctulariaceae. The transcript has 7 exons. The coding region runs from base 1 to 3504 and encodes 1167 amino acids. Gene Ontology annotation, cellular component: cytosol; cytoplasm.